AUGAAGUGCAACGCCUCCUUGCUAGUCCUACUUAGCGCACUACUCAGCGCUGCGAACGCUUUGAUACGGAAUGGAAACAACCCGCAGGCAUUAGUUCCUGAAAAGGGCGCUGACCCGAGUGGGGGCCAGAACAACCGCUCCGGAGAAAACCAAGACACGUGCGAAAUUCAAAAGAUGGCCGAAGAAAUGAUGGAAAAAAUGAUGAAGGAAAAAGACGUGUUUAGCUCCAUCAUGGAACCUCUCCAGAGCAAAUUAACUGACGAUCAUCUGUGUUCAAAAAUGAAAUAUACGAACAUUUGUCUUCACGAAAAGGACAAAACUCCCUUGACCUUCCCCUGCACAAGUCCGCAGUACGAACAGCUAAUUCAUCGCUUCACUUAUAAAAAGUUGUGCAACUCCAAGGUGGCCUUUAGCAACGUCUUGCUCAAAUCCUUCAUCGAUAAAAAAAAUGAAGAAAACACAUUUAACACGAUCAUACAGAAUUACAAAGUUCUGUCCACUUGCAUUGACGAUGAUUUGAAGGACAUUUAUAAUGCAUCCAUAGAGUUAUUCUCCGACAUAAGAACCUCCGUCACAGAAAUUACCGAAAAGUUGUGGUCCAAAAAUAUGAUCGAAGUUUUAAAGACAAGAGAGCAAACCAUUGCAGGCAUUUUAUGUGAGUUAAGAAAUGGAAAUAAUUCUCCCCUAGUAUCGAACAGUUUUUCCUAUGAAAAUUUUGGAAUUCUCAAGGUUAAUUAUGAGGGAUUACUAAACCAGGCGUAUGCGGCCUUUUCAGACUACUAUUCAUACUUUCCCGCUUUUGCCAUUAGCAUGUUAGAAAAGGGAGGGUUGGUCGACCGCUUGGUCGCCAUCCAUGAGAGCUUGACCAACUACAGGACGAGAAAUAUUCUCAAGAAGAUCAAUGAGAAGUCCAAAAAUGAGGUCCUCAAUAAUGAAGAAAUUAUGCACAGCUUGAGCAGUUACAAGCACCAUGCCGGGGGCACGCGUGGCGCCUUCCUGCAGUCCAGAGAUGUGCGCGAAGUUACGCAAGGAGAUGUGAGCGUUGAUGAGAAGGGCGACCGGGCCACCACCGCGGGGGGCAACCAAAGCGCAAGCGUGGCUGCGGCGGCCCCGAAGGAUGCGGGCCCAACCGUGGCUGCUCCUAACACUGCUGCUACGCUCAAAACGGCUGCUUCCCCCAACGCGGCUGCUACUAACACUGCUGCUCCCCCCAACAUGGGUGCCACCUCCCCGCUGAGCAACCCCCUGUACGGCACCAGCUCCCUGCAGCCAAAGGACGUCGCGGUGCUGGUCAGAGAUCUGCUCAAGAACACGAACAUCAUCAAGUUCGAGAAUAACGAACCGACUAGCCAAAUGGACGAUGAAGAAAUUAAGAAGCUCAUUGAGAGCUCCUUUUUCGACUUGAGCGACAACACCAUGUUAAUGCGGUUGCUCAUAAAGCCGCAGGCGGCCAUCUUACUAAUCAUUGAGUCCUUCAUUAUGAUGACGCCCUCCCCCACGAGGGACGCCAAGACCUAUUGCAAGAAAGCCCUAGUUAAUGGCCAGCUAAUCGAAACCUCAGAUUUAAACGCGGCGACGGAGGAAGACGACCUCAUAAACGAGUUUUCCAGCAGGUACAAUUUAUUCUACGAGAGGCUCAAGCUGGAGGAGUUGCGCGAAAUUGAACAGAACAGGAAAGCGCUCAAGAAUUCGAAGGGCACCCUGUCCGUGCUGGAGGUCGCCAACUCGCAGAACGCCCCCGACGGGAAGGGCGUCAACGGGAGCGGAAACGCAGCAAAUGCGAACGCCGCAAACGCAAACGCCGCAAACGCAAACGCCGCUAAUGCAAACGCCGCAAAUGGGAACCUCGCAAAUGCAAACCUCGCAAACGCAAACGCCGCAAACGCAGACGCCGCAAACGCAAACGCCGCAAACGCAAACGCCGCUAAUGCAAACGCCGCAAAUGCAAACCUCGCAAAUGCAAACCUCGCAAAUGCAAACCUCGCAAAUGCAAACCUCGCAAAUGCAAACCUCGCAAAUGCAAACCUCGCAAACGCAAACGCCGCAAACGCAAACGCCGCUAAUGCAAACGCCGCAAAUGGGAACGCCCCAAAUAGCAACAACGGAAGCGGAUCCCCCCUCAUCGUAGUGGUAGGGGCCGAUCUCGGCGAAAAAACCGAGGACAUCAUCAAGAACAACGUGGACGUGGCAGCCUUGACAGCCGACGUGGAACAAGCCUUUAAAAACCUCGAAUUGCAGAGUGGAAGCUUCUCGGCAAACUUAUCGCACGCGCUGGUUCUCCUCUCCUCCAUUGCGUUGCUCCUAUUCAUUUUUUAA
Messenger RNA from Plasmodium vivax (malaria parasite P. vivax), 2316 nucleotides. RefSeq lists its product as hypothetical. The record is from RefSeq and is a predicted model, not a curated record. Lineage: Eukaryota; Apicomplexa; Aconoidasida; Haemosporida; Plasmodiidae. The transcript has a single exon. Bases 1 to 2316 code for a protein of 771 amino acids.